AUGGCGUUCACUGCUAAUAUCUUCAUCUUCCUCUUCUCCAUUUUCACCUUCAUCACACACACCACUACAACUAAUCCACUAUUCCCUUCUCUAUCUCCAUCAUCAUCAUCACCUCCGCUAUCCAUCGUUCUCUCAAAUCUUGGAUUCAAUGACCUCGCGAACGCUUCUCGGCAUUCCAUUGUCUCUAGUGUUAAUUUCCCACUCACCAUUUUUGCACCUACUGAUUCUUCACUACUCACUUGCCCUUCUUGUUCACUUCCCCUGCUUCUUCAAGAACACUCUGUUCUUGGUCUUUACUCAUUUCACUUCCUUCGUACUCUCGCAUUUGGUACCAAGAUUGAAACCUUAGCACCUACGCGUUGUCUUACGGUUACUCCAUCGAGAUACAGGAAUUCGUCAAGGGCAGUGUUUGUUAAUGGGGUGGAGAUUACUAAACAGGAUGUUUAUAAUAAUGGGUUCUUGAUUGUUCAUGGUAUACAGGGGUAUGUUAGUCAUCUUUCUGUACUUUCUUGUAGAAUUGAGAGUAUGACUACUUUGUCCUUCCCAUUUCUUCCACCACCCACUGCUGCAUUCGACGCAUCGCGAUUGAUGUUGAGAGAUAUUGUGGGUCGUUUGCGUACUGGGGGGUACUCUAUUGUGGCGCUUGCUAUGAGGGUUAGGUACAGUGAACUGGCAGAUUUGAAGUCGAUGACUAUUUUUGCAGUUGAUGAUUUGUCAAUUUUUGGUAUCGGAAUUGGGCACGAAUAUGUGGCGAAUCUUGGGUUACAUAUUGUGCCUAAUAGGUUGUUGAUGGCGUCUGAUUUGGUGGAUUUGGCUCCGAAUUCUGAGCUGCUGACAAUGGAUAAAGAGGGGAAAUUGAUUGUGACUACUGCGGGUGGCAAUGGUCCUUUGGUUCCAAUGAGGAUCAAUUAUGUUAAAAUCAGGAAUUUGGACCUUGUUUACAAUAGAAGGAUUGUGGUUCAUGGACUCUCAACGCCAUUCCCGCGUGUUCGUCUUCAUGAUCAAGGUUCUAAUGAAUCUGCCACAAGAGUUUCAGAUAGAUCACAGAUCAAUGAAGAUUAG
Messenger RNA from Capsicum annuum, 1062 nucleotides. RefSeq lists its product as uncharacterized. Lineage: Eukaryota; Viridiplantae; Streptophyta; Magnoliopsida; Solanales; Solanaceae. Bases 1 to 1062 code for a protein of 353 amino acids. The transcript has a single exon. The record is from RefSeq and is a predicted model, not a curated record.